Molecule: messenger RNA, 1332 nt
Organism: Rotaria sordida
Lineage: Eukaryota; Metazoa; Rotifera; Eurotatoria; Philodinida; Philodinidae
Source: the annotation of a GenBank genome assembly
AUGACGGAUGAUCAUCGAGAUUUUUCUUUUUCAACUUUAUCAUCAAUCGAUCCAAUAGAUAUUUCAUUGAAAAAUACUGAUUUUGAAUCAUCAUUAAAUUCAUAUUCAAAUAUUAUACCAAUUGAAAUAGUUCCAAUUAAUUCCGAUAUAAAACAACCAAAGCAAGAGAAAACGAUUCUACAAGAUCAAUUCCACAACAAAAUAGUAACAUAUCAAUCGAGAAGCAUGAAUAAAUCAUCUGAAGCAUCUACAAAGAAAGUUGCUUGUUUUGAACCACGAGAACAAGCAAUGGAUAUGCAAAACAAAAAUGGCACAAAUGAACUUGAUAAAUUGGCUCCAGAAGAUAUGACAUCAAAAGAAUAUUAUCUUGAUUCAACAGCUCAUUUUGCUGUUCAUGAAGAAUUAUUAAAAGAUGAAAUACGUACAAAAACAUUUCGUAAUGCAAUUAUUAAUAAUCGACAUUUAUUUAAAGAUAAAAUAGUAUUAGAUAUUGGUUGUGGUGUUGGAAUAUUUAGUUUAUUUGCUGCUAAAGCUGGUGCAAAAAUGGUUAUUGCUGUAGAGAAAUCGAAUGUAAUUGAAUAUGCAAAAAAGAUUAUUCGUGCAAAUCGAUACGAUAAAGUUAUCAAAGUUAUUAAAGGUAAAAUAGAAGACAUUGAAUUACCUGAAGGUAUUCAACAAGUUGAUGUUAUUAUUGCGGAAUGGAUGGGUUAUUCAUUAUAUUAUGAUUCAAUUAUUCAAAGUGUUAUUUAUGCAAGAGAUAAAUAUCUUAAACCUGAUGGUGUUAUGUUUCCUGAUCGUGCAACAAUGUAUGUGGUUGGUAUUGAAGAUCGUGAUUAUAAAGAAGAUAAAGUAGAAUGGUGGUCAAAUGUUUAUGGUUAUAAUAUGAGUUGUUUAAAGAAUUAUGUAAUGCGCGAACCAUUAGUUGAUACAGUUGAUAAACGUCAAAUUUGUACGGAUCAUUUUCCACUUAAAACAAUUGAUCUUAAAACAAUGACUGUUGAUGAUAUUAAUAUCGAUUCAAAAUUUCGACUUUCUGCUUUACGUGAUGAUUAUAUUCAUGCAUUUGUUAUUUAUUUUGUCGCAGAAUUUACCGCAUGUUCACAAAGAACAGUACUUAAUACCGCACCUGGCGCUGGUUAUACACAUUGGAAACAGACAGUUUUUUAUUUUCCUGAUUAUGCAACAAUAAAACGUAAUGAAACAUUAGAAGGAACAUUUUGUUGUAAAGUUAAUCUUGAAAAUACGAAAAAACUUGAAUUUGGUAUUGAUUUUCAAUUUGAUGGUCAAUUAUCAUCUUUACAAAGUAAAAAUCAAUAUUUUAUGAAAGGUUAA